UUAUGUUUCUUCCUUACACCCCUUACCCCUUUCUCAGCAAUUUAGCAUUGCUUUCUCCAGUGGAAGCUGGAGGAAAUUUUGGGUAGGGGGUAGGGUCUUCACAAACAGGUGCCCAUACGAAUACUUGAAAACAUGCAGUGAUUUUUAUUCUGUGAUUUUAAAACUAGGCAUAAUAUGUUAUUAGAAUGUUGAGAGAAUUACUGUUCAAUGUAAACGAAUCAUAAUAUGAUCUGUAAGUGAUAUGAUGGUAGCCUAUAGCUCAAAUGCAGUAGAACCAGUUUUGUUAUAUUUACACUGUAAACACAGAUGCAGUGUUGGGAUGUGUAGACCGAUUAGGAUGUGUGCAAAACUCCUUUGUUACUCUAGAAUAAUGUAUAGCCUUUCACAUAUUUUGCUUUUUUGCACACCAGACCAAGCCUUUCUUGUUGACUAUAUCGCUUCUGCAAACUUGUGCAGGUCAAGGUUGCCCUCUUAUGGUCCAAAACUGUAAACUAGUGUUCCUCUCAAGUGUAAAAUACACUGUUGUCGUCAGCACAGAUAAAGCAAGAGAAAGAAAAAUAAAGAAUACCUUGCGGACAUUCACAGAGCCUUGCUAGCUACUAUAAGAACAUACAACGCUUAAAUGAUUUUAUUAGCAAGCAACGCUUGCCCGAUGCGCAUAUUGACUUUAAUCGGUGUAGCUAUGUUUGUUCAGGGUGAACUGUGACAUUUUGUUUGCAUUCAUUAACCAUUUGCGUGCUACAACUUUCAAUAGCCUACACUACAUCAUGAUGAAAUUGAAAACAAGCGCAUAGUUUGAAGUUAACGAUUAGCCUAAAUGAAAAGGCGGGCAUACUGACGUAAAAACCGUGCCCCUCAGGAAAUCACUCUAAACUGUAGCUUCCAUUGCCUUUCAAAUUGGCACGCCGGCAAAUAAAGACAUCUUCAUUGGGUAGCACUGCGAUCAGUCAACCGAGCGGCGAAGAGAAGGGGCGGGAGUUUGGUUGUGUUGGAUUUUGAUGCAGGCGACAGGCAUUCAAGUGUUGUCACAGAACGGGCAGGCUACACUAAGUUUUGCGCAUGUGAGCCCCAUCAGUAGCUAUGGACAAGUCUGGAGUAAUGCAGCAGGAGAGCAUGGAACUGGACCUAGAAAUACCAGCAUCUCUGACCCAAAGCGACGGGCACCUGAGACGAGCCAGCAGCGCCCCGAUGAUAAAUGGCCUAAGUGACAACUCGCAGGUGUUUCAACGGGAGAUUCUCCGAGUCCGAAGAAACAGCGCUACGGUCGUGAAUCGUCCCUGUGUGGUUCCUUCCUCUCCCAUCCGGAUCCCCAGCACCAGACUCCACCAGAUAAAACAGGAAGAGGGUGUUGACGUGAUGAACAGGGAGACUGCUCAUGAGAGAGAGGUGCAAGUAGCCAUGCAGAUGAGUCAAUCAUGGGAGGAGACCCUCAGUUUGAGAGAUCACGACUUUGACAAGUCUUUGGCAUCUUCCCCAAAACGGAUCGACUUUGUCCCCGUGUCACCUGCUCCAUCUCCCACCAGAGGGCUUGGGAAGAAGCAAUGUUUCUCUCCAUCUCUGCAAAUCCUGGUCAGCAGCAACGGGCUAACGCCCAGCACAGCGCCCAGCCCCACCCGCCGAUUUAGCCGGAGGAGCCGGAGCCCAAUCAAUUGUAUCCGCCCCAGUUUUUUGGGGCCAAUCAAGAGGAAAGGAAACAUGGAGAUAGAAAGCCAGCCUAAGAGACUGUUCCAGGGCACCACGAGCAUGCUGUCCCCUGAUGCGUCUCCCGUGUCAGAACACAGCUCCUGUUUUACCUCCGACCUGCUGGACGGCAGCCUCAGCAGUGUAGGAUCCUCGUCUGGGUCUCUGGCCAAGAUGGAGGCCACGUCUUCCUCCUCCAGCAGUUCGCCUUUUGGCCCUCUCUGGGACAUCUCCCCAAAAUGACAGGGGGAUUCAGGAUGGGAAGAGGCGUGGCAGGGAUCAGGGACUCUUUCAGUGCUUUUAGGCUUUUGGGGUUCUUUACUUCACUGAGAUGGGACAGUGCAUUGAUAAUAAUCGAAUGGAGAACUUGGGAAGGUGGAAUUUGGUCAUAGUGUGAAUACUGAUCUGGGAUCAGUUUAACCUUUUAGGCCAUAAUGGGUAGGAUAUCAACAGGGGAAACCUGAUUCUAGAUCACCACUCCUGCCCCAAGACAUGCUAUGUUUUUAAGGCUUUGGAGCUGGAGUAUGUGAGGAUACAUGGCUGAGUUACCAAACAAACGUUAUGGAGAGGGUCGUCAUUGGCUGCCCUUUUUGGACUUGGACACAUGGGGCAUAACCUCCUUCAUAGAUCCCAGACUUCCCCACUGGCUCGCAGGGUUUCCUCAUGUAGACUGCAGAUUAAAUGGGUGCUGGGAAUUACUGCUCCCUUCCUUAAGAAUGAUGUUUUUUUGUUUUCUUUUUAAGAGUUCAAGGUAAAAGAUGAACUGCCUUUAUAAGGAUUUCAUGUUCUUCUGGUAUACCUGCACAGGUUUCCUGCAGGUAUUGUGUGAAUGGAUUUAACUUAUUUGCUCAUAUGUGUGUUUUUGGUAAGAAUGUCUAUAUCAUCAUAUAUUAUUAACAUUACUGUCUGAGUACCAUAUCAGUUCUGAAGUGAUUGCUGGCUCAGUACAGGAACAGCAAAGUGUCAUUCACUUCUGAUGGGUUUACAGGAGUCUGUGGGUCACAUCCAUCUUUCUGAAAUGUGCACUUGAGAAACCAGGCCUGUGUCUUUGGAGAGGACUGAGGUAAUAUGGUCAGUUCAUGUUUGAAUAGGCGUGUUAACUGGUCCUCAACUGUUCAGCUUCUAUACAAGGCAACGCAAUGCGUGAGGUGGCCAGUUAAGACAAGCCUGAGCUCCUGCUGUUCCAUGUGGGGGAGUAAAGGGGGAAUCGUGGCGAUUUCCACUCAUGCCAGGACUUGACAGCUACGGAGGGGCCGUCAUGCUGGGGAGAUGACUGUAAACAUUGCUGCAAAUUGUGUCGGACUUGAGAUCAACCACAAACUUUGCUGAAGUCGCUGCUGUUUUUCUGCAGAGGGAAUGGAAAAGAAUCACUUGAUUUCCAUAUUUUUUCAUAUUUACUGGAUUAUCCUUUUUUUUGUUGUUGUAGCCGGCUGUUGAAACUGUCUUAAACUUUUACUAUUGUAAUAUGUCAUUAAUGAAAGCCCUGCAUGGCUUGUUAAAGGCUUGACACUGACAACAGCUAGCUAAUGACUUUAAAGUGAAUUCACUGUAACUAUGGAAACAAACAUAGUGAACAGUGAGUGCUCUUAUGAGUAAAAUUGGUCUUAUUGGUGUAUUGCUUUUUCUGAUGAAGACAUGGUAUAAUUGAUUCUCCUCUUAUCUGGGACCUGCUGGAGCUAGAUUCUGUGGCUCUGCUUUAUUGGCAAGAACUGUGUUUGCUCAUACAGCUGUACAGACUGCAUGGAUAUUGAGACUGCAACAAAGGAAGGGAGGGGUUCAUUCCAAACAUAAACCACAUACUCUAAAUAAGUCCUGUUUCAAGUGGCAUUUUGUUUUUCAGA
Molecule: messenger RNA, 3521 nt
Organism: Anguilla anguilla (European eel)
Lineage: Eukaryota; Metazoa; Chordata; Actinopteri; Anguilliformes; Anguillidae
Gene: fam122b
Product: family with sequence similarity 122B
Exons: 11
Coding region: 1081-1923 (280 amino acids)
Molecular function (GO): protein serine/threonine phosphatase inhibitor activity
Source: RefSeq, a predicted model, not a curated record